UCGGCGUCCGGCAGAAGUGUGUCAUCACCUCACGCUGGAAUCGCAGACGGCUAACGUCCCCGGUUGCGUUAUAAUUUUUUUUUUUUAAAUCCUCCACACAGGAGUUGUCGUGCUCUUUCCACGUCGUCUAAAACCGGCGGCGAUGUAAUUUAUGAUAUUCAUCGUUUUAUUCGCGUCCCCCGCCGCCGCCCCCCCCGUGCAUGAGCGCGGAGUGGCGCGGGCCGGCGGUGCCGAAGUCAAAGCUGUGGCGCAGGGCAAGAGGUGCGCGUCAGUGAGGUGCGUGCGUAGCGUGCGUGUCGCGCCGGUUCGUUUUCUUCUAAUAACGGUUUUGUUUUUUUUUAAAAAACAAAAAACGAAAAAAACAAAAAACACUCGUCAAACUCGUAAGUGGCUGUCGCGCGACGAGCUCGCCAUGGCUCUGUGCGGGGGUGUCGGAGCCAUGGCUUUGCCCAGCGAGCUGAUCGUCCAUAUCUUCUCGUUCCUGCCCGACCGGGACAAACUGCGGGCCUCGGUCGUGUGCUCCCGCUGGAGGGAGUGCCUCUUCUACCCCGCCCUGUGGACCGAGCUUAAACUGCGGGUGGGGGGCGGCUCCGUCGCCGAGGAGACCCCGAGGCUGGAGUUCCUCAUGCGGAAGUUCGGCUCCUUCGCCCGGGAGCUGCAGCUGGAGCUGUCGCCCGUGGACGGGUACCUGAGUCCGCUCAGCCGCGGCCCGGCUUCGGGCGGAGCGGACCGGCCCGCCCUCGACGGCGAGCCGGGCUCCUCGCAGCGGUGGAAGGACGCGAUGGCGGCCUACUUGGACCAGAUGCUGUGCGUGUUCACCAGCGUCCGCAACAACAGAAACCUUCAGAAGCUGAGUCUGUUUGGCGACACCUGCAUCCUCCACCAGGAGGGUCUGUUGGACAGCUCCUAUCUGGACCAAAUACACCAGGGAGACAAGAAGAUCAAAGAAAUUCAGCAGUUGUUCAUGGAGCUGUUGUCCAACAGCAGACAGUUGAGGUGGUUGUCCUGUAGCUUCAUGGUGGGCCUGGUGACUCCUUGUUCCCUAGCCUAUGUUUCUAACCCCUCAGCAGGGACUCUGCAGCACCUUAGCCUACUAGACCACCAGAUGGCUCCACUCAUCUCUCCGUCAGAGUUGGACCGGCUCUCUAACCUGCGUUCUCUCGCCCUGGACUUCUCUGACCUGACCUCAGAGCUGUGUGGUCUGUUGGCCUCUCCUCGCCGCACUCCCCUGCAUCGCCUCUCCUUGCUGCUCAACGGUGCCGCCCUGGAAGUCAAACCCUUAGAGGGGACAGCUACUGAGGAUGACUGGAAGGCUUUGGUUCGCAUGAGCGCCAACCUGCGUGUGUACAUCAUGGCGAUGGAGGUGGACAGCUCAGAGCUCCUCAGGGUCCUAAAGCCCAGCCUGCCUCUGGAGCGCCUGCACCUCGACAGCUACAGGACCCUGGUGACGGACGCAGCCUUGGAGCUCAUCUCUCAGCAGUACAACAAGACGCUGACUCACUUCCUGCUCUUGAGGGACGACACCGACUUUCCUGACCUGAGUGUCAACCGCAAUGAAGACCCCUUGGUUCUCUUGGCGUGGAGGUGCACUCGGCUGUCCGUGCUGGUGAUACAUGGCUACACAGUUUGGUCCCAUAAUCUGGUGGCCAUCUCUCGGCUGCGUGGCUCCAGUCUCAGUUUCCUGGCCGUGUCUGCGGAGAGCAUCGAGUUUGACCCAGACCAGUCUGCGUACGUGGAGGGCGACCCCCUCCGCAAUCUGGUCAAGGAGGUGUCCCUGGGCCUGGGCCGGGUCUGGCACCCUUGUCUUGAUUCUAACGAGGUCCUGUCUGAACCCACCCAGCACUUCCACCGUGAGCUGCAGGCCUUCAGUGUGGGCCUGUAGUCAAGGAGGACAAAUCCUCAUGACACAGCCUGAGCUGGGCCGAGACCAGGGUCAGACAAAAACCAGCCAAGCGUAAGAUAGACCAGACCUCACCUGCCACACCUAAACCCCAGGCCAAAGUCAGGCCUAAGUAAGACCUGACAACAAAACGUAAAUCACUCUAUAAAUUGUGUUGAUGUGAACUGAUGUGAACUGAACUGUAUUGAUUUUCUUUUAUUCCAGUAUUUAAAGUUUCUUUUUUAAAGUCUCAGUGGUUUCUUUUUUUCUUUUUUGAAUCGAAGAUGAGAGCCCCGUUUUCCUGCUUUCCCCCUUAAUUACCCAGCUAGCCAAAUAGCUCGAAUAACAGUUAUAUGUGACCUUUUAAAGAGUUGUCCACUGAACUUAGAUGUUGGCUCUUGAAGUCUUGAAACCAGACAGAACUUGUCUGGUUAACUGAGUCAUUCUUCCUGGUCUGGUCGGGUCUGGUCUGGCCCGGCUCUGCUCAGCUCAGCCUGGCCCACAACUUGCAUUCAGAGCUCGAUGUCGCUCCCUUACCUUGGUAUAACUUCCUGUAUUUCAAGCCUCUGUAUGAUGUAACUUGGAUUUCUGUUUCGUUUACGUCAUCGUUUCUCCCUGCCCUGCUCUGUGUAUAGAGUGAUUUUUCUUUUGUUUCUGUGCUGUAUCCCCCCGCCUGAAUGGGGCCGGUGUGUAUUUGAAUCCAGCCGUAAUUAUCCUGCUCACAACUACACCAGGAUAAGCAGGCUGGUUUGAGUUAUUGGCUUUGGAGGCAGGAAAAGGAAAGGGAGGGAGAGGGCUCUUCGUUUGUGUUCUGACACAUGCUACUAGCUUUAGUUGUGAAACUUGUGGAAACUUUUUUUUUUCUUUCCUUAAAAAAAAACCGUUGCUCUGUGUUGAUCUGUCUGUCCGACUGCUCCCGUCUUAGGCGACUUGGAAUUUGUCUGUGAACUACUCCGGUUGAUGGGUCAUCCCUCAUACAUAACGCACACACACACCCUCGGUUGAGCCAUGGUUACUUCCUGCGUUGCUUCAAGAGAGCUACUUAUGCACUUGUUCACUCAUUGGACAGCCUUCCAAGCAGGGUGGGGCUUAAGCCCUAACAUGGCUGACGAUGGCUGGUGAAAAUCAAAGGCAAUGAAUUUCACUGAUCAGUUACCACUGUUGUUUCCUGGCUAACAGCUAUGUCCGCGGUUGAGAUCCAUGGGCACCAUGGGGUGACUGGUGAUAAUGUGUUGACUGCUCUUAUGGAAUGCCGGGCACUUCGCUCUGGUGUGGUUUUUGGAGGACAUUGUUUUUAUUUUUGCAGCUAGCAGUUUUGUUUUUUUUUUGGUCCUAGGCAAGGAACACUCACGGUGCCCGUUGCGACCCUGUCCAAAGUGUGUUUUAAAAUGGCUAUGGUGCCAAGUUCCCACCCUGCUCACUUGUUGACUGGAGCCUUGCCUAGUCAACUAAAUGGGGAGCCUCGUCUUCCAACAAAGGGAUGGGACUGAAGGACACACAACACACACACACCUUCUCUCACCACCUCACUGUUCUGUUCCUCUUGAUCUGUCUUUAGCUGAUAGCAUUUUUUGAGGAUGUACUUCGUGUUUUGGAUCUGAAUAUGGCUGCUUUAGUAAUUUUGUUUCUUUUUGCCCCUGUGUUUAAGGCAAGACUUUCUGAUGAGCAAAGCUGGUUUUAGAGCUGUUCAUGUGAAAUUUGUAACUCCUGUCAAGCACGUCGGUUCUUUUCAGAGGAGAAUGUAAAACAUCUGCAGACGACAGAGCUCUAACUCAAAGUAAGAGAACGGGCACGUAUCAUGUGAAGCGCUCUAAUAUAUUAAGUGUAGUAUGGGGUUGUGUGUUUAUUAUAAAUAGCUAAACGUUUUUCAUUCCAAAAUGCUAUAUAGUACAGUCUUUGAGAAACACCUCGAACCCUAAUAUUUAAAAAAAAAAAAUCAGCUAGGCUCAUGCUAAUAAUUUCCAGUAUUUUGUUGUGCUAGGAUCUCGAGAGAACAAACUCAUUUGCAUGAAUUUUACAAUCAUGCCAGAAAUCAUUCAGCUGGCAGGUGGCUGUUUUUUUUUCUUCCCUCCAUCUUUA
This is a messenger RNA of Lampris incognitus (smalleye Pacific opah), 3958 nucleotides long. Its product is annotated as F-box only protein 33. Lineage: Eukaryota; Metazoa; Chordata; Actinopteri; Lampriformes; Lampridae. Gene Ontology annotation, cellular component: SCF ubiquitin ligase complex. The record is from RefSeq and is a predicted model, not a curated record. The transcript is spliced from 6 exons. Gene Ontology annotation, molecular function: protein binding. Gene Ontology annotation, biological process: SCF-dependent proteasomal ubiquitin-dependent protein catabolic process; positive regulation of protein ubiquitination. Bases 152 to 1882 code for a protein of 576 amino acids.